Messenger RNA from Talaromyces amestolkiae, 981 nucleotides. RefSeq lists its product as uncharacterized. The record is from RefSeq and is a predicted model, not a curated record. The coding region runs from base 1 to 981 and encodes 326 amino acids. Gene Ontology annotation, molecular function: hydrolase activity, acting on ester bonds. NCBI's taxonomy places the organism in Eukaryota, Fungi, Ascomycota, Eurotiomycetes, Eurotiales, Trichocomaceae. The transcript has 3 exons.
AUGUUGCUUUCAAAGUCUCUCACCGUGUUGGCAUUGACGACAUUCACAGCUGUGAAUGGUUGGCCGUGGAAACGCCACUCCAAGAAUAGAUUCGAUUGGGAUCUCGUUGAUCAUUUAAUUGCAUUCGGAGAUUCGUAUACCUUCGUACAGGGUACCAAUGGCUACCCUACAUUCAGUUUCAUCGGAGAUUACCUGCCUGGCCAGUUCGCUGUAACCCCUUCGGAACUGUGGUCUGAUCGUAUCGUCCAGAACUUCACUGGAACUGCGGAAGGGGGCCCAAACUGGGUUGAAUAUUUGACAGGAUGUGGUCUCAAGCCGGGUCUGACAGAUCCCAAGAGUUGUAAGACGCAAUUGUGGGACUUUGCUUUCGCUGGGGCCGACGUUUCUGAAGAAUUCACGGCUUUACAUCACAAUUGGACCGUCCCUCUCGUCAAUCAGACACAGCAAUUCUUGACCUGGAUAGAGCCUGAGUUCCGGCGGCACUUAAGAAUCACUCAGCAAAAUACCUUGGUUGCCAUUUGGAUCGGAAUCAACGAUAUUGGCGAUACAAGCAAACGAAAUGUGUCGUUUCCUGACCUCUACGACUCCAUCAUUUCCACCAUAUUCACCGAAAGUGUGGAGCCUCUAUAUGAGGCUGGGUACCAAAACUUCCUCUUCGUGAACCUUCCUCCGCUUGACAGAACGCCGUUGAACGUGGUCAAGGCUGAACCUCUCCCUAAUAAGACUAUGAUAGGAUGGUGGGAUGAUACACUGCAACAGAAAAGCGACGCUUUUGCAGCUCAGUAUGAAGACACGAAUGUCUUUUUGUAUGAUGCAAACACUUUUUUGAAUCAUAUUCUGGACAACCCGUUGGAGUAUGGCAUAAAGAACAGUACUGGCUAUUGUCCGGGUUAUUUGGAUGCAGACGAGGUCACUGAUCCCGCGAAAUAUGGUUGUAUUCCGAUUGAUGAGUAUUUCUGGUUUAACACGGGACAUAUGUGA